Messenger RNA from Olea europaea var. sylvestris, 1426 nucleotides. Its product is annotated as U2 small nuclear ribonucleoprotein A'. Gene Ontology annotation, molecular function: U2 snRNA binding. The record is from RefSeq and is a predicted model, not a curated record. The transcript is spliced from 9 exons. The coding region runs from base 114 to 935 and encodes 273 amino acids. NCBI's taxonomy places the organism in Eukaryota, Viridiplantae, Streptophyta, Magnoliopsida, Lamiales, Oleaceae. Gene Ontology annotation, biological process: mRNA splicing, via spliceosome.
UAAAAAAAUUAUUCGUCCAUUACAAACCUAAUUUUUGGGGUUUUGGGUCUCCUUUGAACCAAUGCUCGAGAGUGCAAAUCAGUGCUGGAAGAGAGUGAGAAAAUACACAAAAAAUGGUGAGACUAACGGCUGAUUUAAUUUGGAAAAGUCCUCACUUUUUCAACGCCAUUCGUGAACGUGAAUUGGAUCUCCGAGGUAAUAAAAUUGCAGUGAUAGAGAAUGUGGGUGCUACUGAGGAUCAAUUUGACACCAUUGAUUUAUCUGACAACGAAAUUGUUAAGCUUGAAAACUUUCCCUACCUAAAUCGACUAGGGACAUUGCUAUUAAACAACAAUAGGAUUACCCGUAUCAAUCCCAACCUAGGAGAGUUUUUGCCGAACAUUUACAACACUAAAUUAUGCCUUAUUGGUUCUUUUCAUAUAUUAUACAUAUAUAAACUUAACAGGUGUUCAAUGGAAUUAGCAGGGGACCUACUUAAUGAAGUUCGUCUCAGGCCCCCCAAAAUCACAGGACGGGCACUGACCACACAUGAGCGAAUGGAAGCCAAUAAUUUAUUUGCAUCAAAAGAGGCCGAAGAAGAAGCUAAAAAAGAAUCAGUGAAGACAUUUGUACCUGGUGAGCUUCCAAGCAGUGAAGAGUUACCAAAGGAGGAGCAAACGCCCAAACCGGUUGCUCCCACACCUGAGCAAAUUAUAGCUAUUAAGGCUGCCAUCGUGAAUUCUCAGACUCUUGAAGAGGUGGCCAGGCUUGAAGAGGCACUAAGGUCAGGCCUGCUUCCGGCUGAUCUAAAUAUUGAUGGUGAUACCAUGGCUAAAAAUGGAAGUGUCCAAGAUGACACAAUGAUUACUGAUGCUGAAAAGGAAGCAAAUGACGAACCAAGCGACAAAGAACCCAAACAGAAAGAUGAUGGUCCUGCAGAAAUGGAACAGGAAUAGCGUGGAGCGUGUCAAUGUGCAACGAUUAUAAAAAAUGCACUGUGGAUUGAGGUUGAUAAUGCUAGAUCAUCACUCCCUUUUUUUUGCAGAAAUUCGCAUGUGGUAUUUCUGGUGUAACAUUAAAUUUGAUUCAUACGAAGUUUUGUUCACUGAAAUUGGUGGAUGGCUACAGAGAGGGUCAAAACUAUUGCUUGUUAGAACUUAUGUUGUUUGGAGGAGAAAAUAUUCAAGCAAAAUUGUGUAUCGACUUGGUGGGUGGCUACCAACCCAAAUCCGUUAGUAUGGACCAUUUUCUUACACGACCCUAAUUCUACAGGAUCCAAUCUAUGGAGCAAUUUUUUAGUGCAUAUUGUUCUCCAUCCUUCCUCAUAUGAUAGAAAGUGAUUUUACGAUUCUCCAAAUUUGAGGUAAUUACAUUACAUUUAUGACCAGAAGAGUCGUUUGUAAGUAGUGUUUGAUUGAUAACGUUUAAUCAAUACUCGAUUAUUAGA